AUGGAAGUGCCAUCAUUUGAGCUGUUGUUGGGGUUUCUGAUGCUUACAACAAUAUGUGCAUCUGCAGCACAUCCUAGGACCACAAUGAGAUUUGAUAGGAUGAGAAAGUACAAGGAGAGCAGCAUGGCCUCGGUUAAUGUCGACCCAGAAUUUGAAGUGCAUAAUUACACGCAGACAUUGGAUCAUUUCAACUUUAAACCAGAAAGUUAUGCUACUUUCCAGCAGAGAUACAUACUGAAUUACCAGUACUGGGGAGGGGCAAAUACCAGCUCACCCAUCUUCGUCUAUUUAGGUGCAGAAUCAGAUGUAACAUACGAUCUUCAAUCAUCAAUUGUGGAUCUUGCUGCUCGUUUCAAAGGCUUGCUGUUGUAUAUAGAGGUAAGUGUCUCUUGUCCUCCAUUUGAAAUUUUCAAUUCUGGAGGCACAGGUUCAUGGACUAGGUAG
Molecule: messenger RNA, 444 nt
Organism: Dovyalis caffra
Lineage: Eukaryota; Viridiplantae; Streptophyta; Magnoliopsida; Malpighiales; Salicaceae
Source: the annotation of a GenBank genome assembly